Messenger RNA from Varroa destructor (honeybee mite), 3467 nucleotides. RefSeq names its product citrate synthase (gene kdn). Lineage: Eukaryota; Metazoa; Arthropoda; Arachnida; Mesostigmata; Varroidae. Gene Ontology annotation, biological process: citrate metabolic process; carbohydrate metabolic process; tricarboxylic acid cycle. Gene Ontology annotation, cellular component: mitochondrial matrix. The record is from RefSeq and is a predicted model, not a curated record.
CGACCCCAGAGCAGAAGCAAGCAUUAGCCCAUUUAACGCAGCAGUAUUGCGGAGACCGCGACCGGCAUAGGAGUAAGAACUGGUCCGAGUGAAAAAUUUCUUCCUUAUCUGGAAGUGAAAUCGAUUGGACGACGAUGGCUUUGUCGCGACUUUUUCCGACCACUCGACUGCUUUGCCAGCAGAGAUUACCGGCUGUUCUAUGCAUGUCUUCGAGGGGUAUUUCUGCCGACUCAACCGACCUUAAAACGGUGCUUGCUGAUAAAAUCGCUGUUGAGCGUCUCCGAGUGAAGGAAUUCCGGCAGAAAUGUGGCUCUCAAACCAUUGGCGAAGUGACCAUCGACAUGAUGUACGGAGGUAUGCGCGGUAUUAAAGGACUGGUCACGGAAACCUCGCAUCUUGACCCAGAGGAGGGCAUCAGCUUCCGGGGAUACACUAUUCCUCAGCUUCGCGAGAAGCUGCCAAAAGCCCCUGGCGGCGAGGAACCCCUGCCUGAGGGUCUUUUCUGGCUCUUGCUCACUGGUUCACUUCCUACAGAAGCCCAGGUGAAGGCCGUGUCACGUACCUGGGCUCAACAGGCUGAUCUACCAUCGCACGUGGUUACAUUGCUUAACAACUUACCCGCAUCUGUGCACCCUAUGAGCCAGCUCUCUGCUGCUAUCACGGCCUGCAAUACCGAGUCGAAGUUUGUCAAGGCCUAUAACGAUGGCGUAAACAAGAUGGCCUAUUGGGAGUACGCUUAUGAGGAUUCCAUGAACCUGAUUGCCAAACUGCCGACGAUUGCGGCUAUAAUCUAUAAGAAUGUCUACCGUAACGGAGAGUCCGUACCCCCCAUCGAUGGUGACAAGGAUUGGUCAGCAAACUUCUGCAAGAUGCUGGGUUAUAAUGAUCCUCAGUUUACCGAGUUGAUGCGUCUUUAUUUGACCAUUCAUUCCGAUCACGAGGGUGGUAAUGUAUCUGCUCACACGACCCACCUUGUCGGUUCAGCUCUUUCGGACCCGUACCUGUCACUUGCUGCAGGUAUGAACGGCCUUGCUGGACCGCUCCACGGCCUCGCCAACCAGGAGGUGCUAGUCUGGCUUUCGAAAUUGCAAAAAACACUUGGUAAAGAUGUGUCUGACGAGCAGCUUAAAGAAUUCGUUUGGAAGACACUCAAGAGCGGGCAGGUUGUGCCUGGUUACGGACACGCCGUACUUCGAAAGACUGACCCCCGGUACACCUGCCAGCGUGAAUUCGCCCUGAAACAUCUACCAAACGACCCGCUGUUUAAGCUGGUUGGACAAAUCUACAAGAUCGUCCCCGACAUUCUUUUACGACUCGGCAAGGUCAAAAACCCCUGGCCCAAUGUCGAUGCCCACUCUGGUGUCCUGCUUCAGUACUAUGGCAUGAAGGAGAUGAACUACUAUACAGUUCUGUUUGGAGUGUCGCGUGCUUUGGGCGUUCUUUCGUCGCUUGUGUGGGAUCGUGCACUUGGCCUUCCUAUUGAGAGACCCAAAUCAAUGACCACUGAAGGCCUUAUGAAGCUCUGCGGCUUAAAAUAAAUAGGUGAAAUGCUCCUAACCGAUCUCGCUCACUCUUUAAAUGGCCGUUACGAUCUGCGAACUCCAAAAUGGAAUAGGCUUCAAGGUAGCAUGAGUUCAAUCUAAGAAUGAACACGUAAGAAUGUAUCGUUCCGUGAUGUAUGAUUUUACGUUAAGGGAAGAAGCGACUUUGUGCGGAAGAAAUGCGAAGUGGAAUCGCAUUGAUCAAAUGUUCAAUAACUUCAGUUCUUCUAAACUAAAAGAAAAAUAAGUUCAGCAGCAAGAAGUUCAAAACGUAUCACCCGUUGGAAAAAUAUGGGACUAGUUCAUACGCCUCUCUGGGAAAGCGUCGUUGAAAUGAAUAUGUAUAUGUAGAAUUUAUUGUCGGAAAAACAUGGAAGGGGGCUAUUUUUACAAAGAAUUCUCUUUCUAAAUACUUUCAUAAUUCAUAGUAUACUCACAUACAGACAUACAUAUGACUGCGCACACGAUAGAUAUACAGAAUUAAGCAAAUGAUGUAGAAUAUAUACAAAACCUUUUAAGUAACAGUCUUCAAUGGUAUAGUGAUGAUUACGAUAAGCGAAAAGCUAGUGUUUUGCUUUAAGUAGUGGAACUGCAAUGGCUGGAUCGGGGUUUCGUGGUCACGUUAUAACAUUUUAAUGGAUGUUAGAUUAGUACUAAGCAGAAAGCAACAGAACACAGAGGCCAGUUGAAAAUAGACAACCAAAAUAGAACGAUAUGAACGCAUUAUUUACAUAUAGACCACCAAGAUCGUUUUCUAAUGCGUUACCCCAGUGCAUCGAAAUUACGUCUUUCUGGCUUCUUUCACCUGAAUGAACGAAAGAAGGAGAAAGAGAAAAAAGCGUGUACAAUGAUAAAAUAUAGCUAAUAAUGGAAUGAUAACGGUGGACGUUGCAGCAAAAGAAUGUAAGUAAGUAAGCAUGGCAACAAUGUAACAAUUAACUGAAAUACGUUGUACAAACAUAAACAUGCGUGGAUAAACAGUAGAAACGUCGAAUCAAGCAUCGAAGAUGCUCAUCGAUAUUUAGUUUAAUUGUUUCAGGAUUACUAUAUGGAAAGAUGAGGUGACGAAUUCAUGUAAGAACCAGCAAGAACAUGAAACAUGUUAUAAUAUUAAUGAAGUAGUUAUAGCGAUGAUAGCAUAUACUAUACGAUAAUUGUUUGUGGCUUAGGGAAGUGGGCAACAGCUAAAACGUACAUUAAGAUCUGAUUGUCGUUUUUCCCUCGAAUUCAUCCGAAAUGAAGUGAAAAAGCUGCACCGGUUUUUUUUUUUAACUCUUUUUGUAGUUGGCAGGGUGGUUUUCUGUCGAGAACCUCUUAGCAAGGACAAUUCGUACAUCUUCGAUGGACGACGGGACGAGGGGUCAUGAAUACUGGGUUGUUUUUGCUGUCUCGACGCUACCUAAAUGGUCGAGAAUGUCUUUGUAAGAUCAAGCCGGAUAAAAUAACUUGUUCAUACAAAUCAAGUAAUGGAUUUUUCUGUGCACGCCCCAUCAUACAACCAUUGAAUAUAGAGGAAAUGCACGUAAAUAGGUCCAAGAAAUAGAACAGUUUUGAAGAAAACGGAAGAUGAGGAAAGUGGCUUAUAAAGAAGGGUGGCUAAUGUUGAUAAUGAUCACGAUGAUGGUCAGAAGAAGAAAAGCGUGAGGAAGGGGAGAAACAUUAUUAGGCAGAGCGCAGAGUACACGAAAAAAUGAAAAAAGAAGAACGUGUACCACUACUACAGACUAAACCAUUUUAGUUUGAUGCAUCGGUGUGCUGGUAAAGUGAAUUUGCUAAGUUAUUGGAACAUUAAGUAAAACUAAGUUUAAUGUUAUUGAAAGAAUGGAAAUUGGAAAGAAGGCGAUAACCGUAAUGAUGAAAGGUAGAAUGAAACAAAAAGUCGAGAUGGUUACGAGACAACUGAAUAAACCACAAAUGAGUACUUAA